Messenger RNA from Naegleria lovaniensis, 1521 nucleotides. RefSeq lists its product as uncharacterized. The transcript is spliced from 5 exons. Gene Ontology annotation, molecular function: protein binding. NCBI's taxonomy places the organism in Eukaryota, Heterolobosea, Eutetramitea, Acrasida, Naegleriidae. The coding region runs from base 1 to 1521 and encodes 506 amino acids. The record is from RefSeq and is a predicted model, not a curated record.
AUGUCCACAAUUCUUUCUGUUGGCUUUGGAGGCUUCGGAAAUUUGUCUCUAAAUCAACUCUCGACUCAACAGGAACCAAAAGAGUCUACAGCGUUAUCCUUGCUAAAUGUCAAACACAUCUCAGUGGGAUUAUGGCAUUCCAUGAUUGUAACGAGUCAUGGAAAGUUGUACGGAGUGGGAAGAAACAGAUAUGGAGCUUUAGGAAUUGGAGAACCUGAAUCUUUGGAUCAAUUGAAUUAUUUGUUGCCAGUUGAGGUGCCACUGUCGAGUGGAGUGAAGAUCAUGAAAGCUUGUGCAGGAAAGACACACUCCAUUGCGUUGACCGAUGAUGGAACCUUAUUUUCUUUUGGAUUUGGUAUUGCUUGUGGUCAUGGUCACACGACUUUGACCGGAGUUCCAGAACCUGUGCAAUAUUUAUUUUCAUAUCGAGUAGUGGAUUGCUCUGCUGGUGAAGGACACAGUGCUGCUGCCACAGAAGAUGGCAAGCUUUUUACUUGGGGUCUUGCCAACCGAAUCAAACCUGUCAUGGUCAAAAACAAAGAAAUUGAUGAUGAAUUAUUUGUUCAGGUUGUGUGUGGAGCUUAUCAUGCCAUUGCAUUGACAGCCACUGGAAAAUUAUUUGGUUAUGGAAGAAAUGAUGACGGUCAAGUAAACGGUGAGACCUCAUGUUUCAUUAGUGAGGAAUGUAUCGUUGAAAUUAAGCACCCUCUUGGUGAAGGACAUUAUUGGACUCAAGUCAGUUGUGGCCUCAAACAAACCAUCGCGCUCGAUAAUAAGGGAAAGGUAUACAUUUGGGGUCUCAUUAAAGACGGGCUCACUUCAGUAUCAGGAUCUGUGAAAGCACCCACCCUUGUUGAUUUAUCAAAUUUGAGUUCCAAGGUAAAGAAAGUCAUGUCAGGAUACAGUUCGUUCGGCAUUCUCACACAAGAUGGAAAAUUGCAAACCUGGGGUUAUAAUUUGCAUUACAAUUGUUGCCAUGGUCAUAACAAAUUUGUUCAAAAACCAACAAUGGUCGAGUCUUUGAGUCCUAUGGCAAUUAAUGAUGUAUUUAUGGGUGCUUAUAAUGUUUUCAUUUCAUGUGGAUUGUCUGCAACGUCUGAUUAUUCUCGGUUGUUGCAUGAAACAUGUUAUUUUGCAGAUUGUAAAUUAAGGGCUAGUAAUGGGGAUGAGCAAGUAUGUCACUCGUGCAUUUUGAGCGCCAGAAGUCCUUACAUUGCUGCAUUGCUGUUCAAAAGUUAUGUUACCAAUCAACUCUCAACCUCAUGUGCCAAAUUCACCUCUACCAGUGAGAAACUCAAAGCGGAAAUUGAAAAUAUUUUAACCUUGGAUUUUAUUGAAGAUGGAAAUCAAUUAUCGCAAGUAUUAGAUUUGCUCUACACAAACAUUUCUAACAACAUUAAGAAUCCAAAGAAGUUUGAUGACAUUUUUAACUCGUAUUUAUUUAAUACUGAGAAGAGUAUUGAAUUGUUGCAAUCACUUGGAAAUGCUGAUGAGGCAAAAAAGAUCAAGCGAAUCUGUUGA